CCCCUCUUUCUUUCAGCAGCACUCGGGGUGUUGAAUCAAUAUUUUCUCUUGUAAUCCCAUUCACCCUCACAUUCAACUACAGAAAAUUCAAAGUGUAAACCAAUUGAACUUGCAAUAAAAAGGCUCCUCCGACAACGGCACUCGUGAAGUUGAAAUCGUGGGCUUUGAUGAUGAAGUCAAGAGGGAGGCAAAAACAGUGGUUUGUAGCUCUGGAAUGGUGAAGUUGAGAGAGAAAGCAACGUUGAGAGAGAGAGGAUAGAAGAGAAGGAAUUGAAGAGAAUGGCUGGUUACAAGAGUUGAUGUGGCAUAUAUUGUAAUAAUAUAAAAUAUCACUGGUUAUAGCUUAUCAUCGGAAAAUUUCUCGUCUAUUUUGCACUUCAAAGAAAUCCAAGCAGGCCAACCCCCUCUCCCAUUCUCCCUCAUAUUUGGUCACGCCUUCCCUAGCCCUUCUUUUUAUUUUUAUUUUUAUUAUUAUUAUUAUUUUGUCGUUUCUUCUUCCGCUCUCCUUUCAUGUAUGUAACUCUAAAAUAAAUCUAGAUUCAAUUCAACUGUGACUAGAAACUUGGAGAAAAUUCCCCUUUUGUCAUUAAUUAUAGGUACGCUGUGUUGUUGAGCAAGGAAUGAUAGGAGGAGGAGGAAUCCAGCUGAACGGAUGGCAACAGGCGGCCGUUGCUGUUGGUUCCGCGGUGGGUGCGUUGUUAGAUCCACGAAGAGCGGAUUUGAUAGCGGCGCUUGGAGAAACAACCGGAAAACAUGCUUUUGAAAGAGUUGUCGAAAGAAUGAAGAAGAGCCCGGAGAGAAGAGCACUUCUCAUGGAGAGACCUCGUGUCAUAUCUGCUCAAGUGGGGCAUGCUUGGGAUUUGCCAGCCAAUACAUUUGGUGCUGCCUAUGCAAGCGUCAUGGGAUCUAGGAACUUUCCCCCAUAUGACCGUCCACCAGUGCGAUUCAUGGAAACGGAAGAAGUGGCGUAUGUUGCCAUGCGGGCUCGCGGUCAUGAUUUUUGGCACACCCUUUUUGGUCUGCCCACCAACUUGAUUGGUGAAUUCGAGCAAAUGUACCUGCCAAUGUGCCUGAUGUCUGUUGUUGGAGGCACAGCUAGAUUUACUGAGAAGCAGAGGAAAUCUUUCUUCCAGCACUACUUCCCGUGGGCCGUUCGGGCUGGCUUGCAGAGCACAGAUCUCAUGUGUGUGUAUUAUGAGAAGCACUUUCACGAGGAUUUGGAAGAUGUCCGCAGAAAAUGGGGGGUAACUCCUGCUCCUGCUGCCCCUAAUCAAAAUAUGCCUUUGAGAAGAUGUACAAAAGGAGUUUUUUCGGAUGGUAAAAACGAGUUUCGCUUGCAAACUUCCAACGGCGAAAAGCUUGUGAACAUCAUUUUGUUCCCCUAACUUGCAUUUUCUUCUUCGUUCAAAAAGCUCGAAGAGCACUCCUUUAAACAUCGUAGAACAGGGUUUAUGAUUAUAUCAAGAUCUAGCAUUCUUAGGCAAGUGAAAGCCAUAGAAAAGCACCUUUUCUUGAUCAAACACAAUUGCAACAUAAUAUGAGAACAGGGGUGUUAUCAACUGAAUUCAUGCUUGGAUUUUUAUGGAUUUCAAGCCAUAGAAAAAAAAUCGGGUUCAAACAUGGAUCGGUUAUCUCAUGUUAGUUAUUGCGUUGGAGGUCAUGUUUGUAUUUUAAAAUUCUGAUGAGCCCAGCAUGCAAAUUAUUUAUUUUUUCC
Molecule: messenger RNA, 1714 nt
Organism: Populus euphratica (Euphrates poplar)
Lineage: Eukaryota; Viridiplantae; Streptophyta; Magnoliopsida; Malpighiales; Salicaceae
Product: ubiquinone biosynthesis protein COQ4 homolog, mitochondrial
Biological process (GO): ubiquinone biosynthetic process
Cellular component (GO): mitochondrial inner membrane
Source: RefSeq, a predicted model, not a curated record